This is a messenger RNA of Racocetra persica, 265 nucleotides long. NCBI's taxonomy places the organism in Eukaryota, Fungi, Glomeromycota, Glomeromycetes, Diversisporales, Gigasporaceae. The record is from the annotation of a GenBank genome assembly.
AAAUAAAUUAACUGAUCCAUUUGAAUUUCCAAAGUUUUCGUUAGAACAUAUUGGCAGGUCAGGAGCUAUCGUAACGCGUGAGAAACUUGAUUGGCUGAAUAAACAACAUUUGAUUCGUAAAUGCGAAUCUCCAAAUGGAUUAGCAGAACUUGUUUCAUCAUUAAAACCGUUGGUAUAUGAACAAUUUGGCGAACAGUUUAACGAAUCAGAUAAGAAACACAAACUUGGAGAUGUAUAUCUUUCCGAGGUUAUUAUAACAAUUAAA